Molecule: messenger RNA, 2915 nt
Organism: Xenopus tropicalis (tropical clawed frog)
Lineage: Eukaryota; Metazoa; Chordata; Amphibia; Anura; Pipidae
Product: oocyte zinc finger protein XlCOF7.1-like
Exons: 5
Coding region: 181-2886 (901 amino acids)
Cellular component (GO): nucleus
Source: RefSeq, a predicted model, not a curated record
CUCCCCCAGUGACGUCACUUUUAUCGCGUCUUGGUUCCCACAGGGAAAACAGCGAAACAGACUCAAUAAAUCCCCUUCCUUUGUGGGGCAGAUACAGUCGGGCAGGGGCAGUACGAGCUCUGUAUCUAUUUUUCAUCAGCAGUGAAGUUCCUGAAGAUUGGCCCCUCCCACAAGGAGCCAAUGGGAAUGUGGGAGGAAGCGAGUGACCCAGUGAUGGGGAAGAAGGAUAAAAAUGAGGAGCGGAAGGAGAGAAUCCUGAAUCUCACACUGGAGAUUAUCUAUCUGCUGACUGGAGAGGGCUACGUCAUCCCUAAGAAGAAGAGCCCAACUGUGGGUUUGGGGGCCCUGCAUGCCCCUGGCUCCGUCAUACAGAAGGAAAAUGACAAGAAGAUCCUGGAACUCAUCUCCAACAUCAUCCAGCUGCUGACUGGAGAGGUUGCCAUAAGGUGUGAGGAUGUUUCCAUCUAUUUUUCCUUGGAGGAGUGGGAGUAUAUAAAAGGAAACAAGGCCCUUUACAGGGAAGGGAUAAAGGAGGAGGAGGAGGAGCCCCAGCAGCUCCGCCCACUGGAUUGUGACUAUGAAGACAAGACCGAUGUUAAUGCUAAUCAGCCAUCAACACUAUGUAAUAAUAAUAAUGAGCCAGACAUUGCCGUUGCCAAAGAAUCCAUUUUGUUUCAGCACAGAAGUCUCGGAACAAAGGGACCUUGUCCAACCAAACAGCAAAUGGCAGAAGAGGAGUCUGACUUGUGUAAAGAGGGAAACCAAUCAGAUUGCAGCAUUAAUCCCCUUACAGAACAGAUACAGGGAACAGACACGCCUACUCCUAUCAUGGGGUGCAGCCUGAAUAACAGCUCGGCAGAGGAUUAUAUAUCAGAUGUUAUAAAAGAGGAGGUGGCUUCAUGGGAAGGGGAAACCCAAUCAGAUUGCAGCAUUAAUCCCCUUACAAAACAGAUACAGGGAACAGACACACCAACUCCUAUCAUGGGGUACAGCCUGAAUAACAGCUCAGCAGACGAUUAUAUAUCAGAUGUUAUAAAAGAGGAGGUGGCUUCAUGGGAAGGGGGAAACCAAUCAGAUUGCAGCAUUAAUCCCCUUACAGAACAGAUACAGGGAACAGACACGCCUACUCCUAUCAUGGGGUGCAGCCUGAAUAACAGCUCGGCAGAGGAUUAUAUAUCGGGAAAUUCAGCUCCAUGUGAAGGGGGAAACCAAUCAGAUUACAGAUUGAAUCCAUUCACAGAACAGAUACAGGGAACUGACACAUCCAGCCCUUUGCUGAGAUGGAGCCUGAGUAGCAGCUUCCCAGCACUGUGUGUAUCAGGUGACAUCAAAGAGGAAGGGGAAAACCAUUCUGACUUGAGCUUUAAUUCACUGGCAGAACAGACUGAUGGAAGCAAUGGAACUAUGGGUAUGAUGGAGUACCGCCUACAUAACAGCUUGUUGGGAAUGGGGCUCAGCAGAUUCGGUAGGUUUGGUAAGAAAUCCACACAACCCCCUUUCUCUCCAAUUCAGCCCUCCCAAGCCUAUUUCUGCUGCUCUGUGUGCCACAAGGGUUUCAGUCGGAAGGAAAGCCUGGUCGCGCACGAGAGGAUUCACACCGGAGAGAAGCCGUAUCCUUGCUCCACGUGCGGGAAGCGUUUCACCAGUCGCUCCAGCCUGGGCGAACACUACAGGAGCCACAGCGGCAAUAGGCCAUACUCCUGCUCUGACUGCGGCAAAUCUUUCACUUACCGCUCGAAGCUCGUCAGGCAUCAGAGAAUUCACACCAAAGAGAAACCGUUUUCCUGUAACGAAUGUGGGAAAUCCUUCUCGCAGCGCUCGGGCUUUGUGAAGCAUUACCAGACCCACGCGGGUAUAAAGCCGUACUCCUGCCGCGAGUGUGGGAAGUCCUUCAUGCAAAGCUCCUCCUUUACUAAACACUGCCAGAGUCACAUGGGUGUAAAGCCGUAUUCCUGCCCUGAGUGCGGCAAGUGUUUUGCGCAGUAUACGAGAUAUGUCCUGCACCAAAGGAUUCACACGGGGGAGAAACCAUUCACCUGCUCUGAAUGCGGGAAGUGUUUUAUAAACCGCGCCUACCUCCUCCGCCAUCGCAAAAUCCACACGGGAGUGAGACCGUUUUCUUGUCCCGAAUGCGCCAAGUGUUUCAUAAACAACUCCCAGCUCAACAGACAUCUCCUCAUUCACUCGGAGGAGAGGCCGUUCUCCUGCCCCGAGUGCGGGAAACUGUUUAAACGGCGCACACAUCUGGACGUGCAUCUGUCGGUGCACAAGGCGGAGAAACCCUUCGCUUGCACUGAGUGCGGGAAAUCCUUCUCGCAGCGCUCGGGCUUUGUGAAGCAUUACCAGACCCACGUGGGUAUAAAGCCGUACUCCUGUCGUGAGUGUGGCAAGUCCUUCACGCAAAGCUCCUCCUUUACUAAACACUGCCAGAGUCACGUGGGCGCAAAGCCGUAUUCCUGCCCUGAGUGCGGCAAGUGUUUUGCGCAGUAUACGAGAUAUGUCCUGCACCAAAGGAUUCACACGGGGGAGAAACCAUUCACCUGCUCUGAAUGCGGGAAGUGUUUUAUAAACCGCACCUACCUCCUCCGCCAUCGCAAAAUCCACACGGGAGUGAGACCGUUUUCUUGUCCUGAAUGCGCCAAGUGUUUCAUAGACAAUUCCCAGCUCAACAGACAUCUCCUCAUUCACUCGGAGGAGAGGCCGUUCUCCUGCCCCGAGUGCGGGAAACUGUUUAAACGGCGCACACAUCUGGACGUGCAUCUGACGGUGCACAAGGCAGAGAAACCCUUCGCUUGCACUGAGUGUGGGAAGUUCUUUACCAGGCGCGCAACCCUUAUCGCCCAUCAGAGAACUCACUCGGAGGCGGGAAAGCAUAUUCUUAAAUAAAUGAGCGAAACGAUUUUCCCUUUAUGUUA